UUACAACGGUGAAAAAAACGGCGAUAUGAGCAAUUCAGAACCAUCACUACCACCAGAAUCCAUUGUCUUCAAUACUCUGGAGUUGCUCUCCCUCUACACUGUCAUGAUGGUGAAGCGAUUCUCCAGGAACCUCCAGCUCCGAAAUAAUUAUCUCCCGCAGUUCAUGAAAACGAUAGAGAGUAAUUUGUCUCGGCUGAAGGUCGACAAGCACUGGUAUUUUGCCACUGUCAGAGAUCAAGUUCGUCUGUGUCACAAUCAGUGGCAGUGCAUUGAUGAUGACACAGAUAUUGGCAUGAUGCAUUACAACACCCACCUGAUCAUAGUGGCCCUAAGAUUGGGACUAGAGAAUAUGUGGGUGCCGGAUGGAUGUCUGCCACUCUUUGAAGACACUAUAGUUGGGGAGCUGAAGAAUCUGUAUGAGUCUGGUAAACCGUCUUUUGCCCUCAAGCAGCUGAGUCAGGCUGAUCCUAUGUUUGAAUUUCUGAUGCAUCAUUCACCAAACUUGGAGAAACUUUUUAUGCCGCUCAGUGAUAACCAGUCCUUCCAGAACUGUGUUAAGUUUUCGAACUUACGUAUGGUAGAACUGGCCGGCGGGGUUUCUGAUAAAGUUAUGUGCAGUGCCCUGUGGAAUAUUAACAACAAGAAAAGUGACAAAGUAUUAGAGAUGGCUCUUAAGGAUUCCAAGGAGCCAGGUACUUGGCAUUUGUCUCUGCCUCACCUGGAGGUGCUGAGGAACAACAUGCUACAAUGCAAGGCACAGGUCAAUGCCAUGCGGGUGUCUCUGGGAGCUGUGGCAUUAGCUGUCCAGCCCAAGCUUAAGGUAGUGGAAACUUUACAAUCUUGGGACACUUACUCUGCUGUAUUGUACCUGCUGGAUAUGGAGGCUAAACAAAGGAACAAGAAUGGCAACAGUGAGCGAACCCUUGCUGUCACCAGCCUCAGUGUGGCCUACGCAGAGGAGCUGAACAUGGACGAACUUAGAUGUGUUGUGAAGGCUUGUCCCAAGCUGGCUAACCUUAGACUAGACCAUACUGAGAACAUCCACAAAGAACUGGCUCUUAUCUGUGCUAUUAUCCCAGUGAAGCAUGUGAAAAAUUUAAGCCUCGACGCCACUAAUCUGUCAAACCGAGAGCUGACGGUUCUGCUGGCAGAGAUGCAUAACUUAGAACAGUUGACUCUGCGCCUAACCCUGCGGGCCAUCAUUAACUUCAACAUUCCUAAUGAAGAGGAUGCCAGGAUGGCCAUGCUACCCAACAUCAAGAUACUGAGCAUUGAGUUUCUCUACCCCGACUUAGAGCUUGAUACAACAAAUGACAAUCUGGAUUUUGAAUCUAAGGACAUGAUGAGCUUUUUGUCUUGUUUCUCAUUAGUAAAGGAACUUUACUUCUACAACACUGUUCUUGCUCCAGCAUCAUAUUUGGUGUAUGGCUGUAUCGGAGGAUCGUUGGCAGUGUUACAUAAGCUACAGCAUCUGUCGGUAAUAUCUUGCCACGAGGACGUCCCCAGGGAACUCACACAUCACCCUGAUAAUCAUGAUUCAAAAAUUUAUAAGCAUUACAGUGGAGUACCUCGCAUGCUGGCAGAUCUUCAGGAUGAGACAACAUUCAAGCACCUGCGAGCAUUAAAGACUCUGACAAUGGAUGAGUUAUACAUCAAUUCAAGCAUAGACCGCAUGAUAGAGUUGCUCAGGUUGUGUGGAGUGAUGGUGGCCGUUCACUACCGUCCUGGGGUGCACAGGUACCCAUACCGUGCUAAGGGAUUGACCAUAGUUUUUCCUUCACAUGUGCCACUGUGAUGAAGCUAUUUCCGACUUUAAAUUAUGUCUUAAUUAAUUUUCUUUUAUCAUAAUUAUUUGUGUGUUUCAUGGUCCUCUGAGAGCUUUUUUAAUCUUUUAAUUGUAAUGAUAAUAUAAAAAAAUAAUCACUCGAGGUGUAUUGUACUAAAGUAAAGAUGAUGUAAUUUGUUUCACGUGUGUACAUAAUCAGCAGAUGUCUGGUAAUGAGUAACAACUGUUUUUUGCUUCCAGAUAUCUUGAAUAGAAAUUGUGUAAAAAAAAAAAGUUUUGGAUGCAUAUAGUGGGUAAUAUGUGGAGCAGCAUUGUAGUGUGGACAGUAGAUUGUGGGAGAGUUUGAUAUUGUACUGACAUAGUAGAAGGUAGUGAGGGAUAAAAAAAGGUAAAGACAUUAGGUUUAGCUCCAGUGAAUAAUGUACACUGGGACAGGCAGAUCCUGAUUUAAAAAAAAAUUGUAGUUACAAAAAAAUAAACAAAUAAAGUGU
Molecule: messenger RNA, 2277 nt
Organism: Homarus americanus (American lobster)
Lineage: Eukaryota; Metazoa; Arthropoda; Malacostraca; Decapoda; Nephropidae
Exons: 11
Coding region: 26-1795 (589 amino acids)
Source: RefSeq, a predicted model, not a curated record